AUGGACAAAAAUCCGGAGUACACAGAGUCCGGAUUAGACAAAUUUUACUGUAAUUUCAAAGAAAACAUUGCUUUGAAUAAACCUACACACCAAUCACAUAAGUAUAUCUAUAAGAAGUAUGGGACAGCACCAUUCGACUCCAGCAAUGCCGUAGACGGUCUGAAGACUGAUCUUUCAGCUUUUGGAGGUCAAUGUGUGAUAUCCGGAAAUGGAUACAACACCGCCACCUGGUGGGUAAACCUGACGUCAAUCCAAAGCAUUCAUGAUAUCCGGAUAUACUAUAGGACUGACAAUACACCAUGGGAUUCCUUGAAUGGUUUUGCUACAAGAUUUUUAGGAUUUUAUGUUUAUGUUUCUAACACAACGAACAAAGCGGAUGGUGAAUUAUGUUUUCAUGACACAAACUACAGUAGAGCCACGAUUCCAGCCGUCCUCGACAUACCGUGUCUCGUACAUGGGCAGUACGUCAUUUACUACAACGAGAGGCCUCAGAAUUCGUCAUAUUCCAGUCAAUAUUCGCCAGAUGCACACAAUGAACUAUGUGAAGUUGAGGUCAAUGGUUGCAAUAAAGCAGGGUAUUAUGGACCGACCUGUUCUAUCCCCUGUCGAAGGAAUUGUCAUUAUUGCCACAUAGAGACGGGGGCUUGUCAAGGAUGUAAACCCGGAUAUAAGGGACAUAACUGUGAAAUACAGUGUAAUGGAGGGUGGUAUGGUCAGGACUGCGCCCAUAAAUGUGGUGCCUGUUUUGGUGGUGACAGACAAUGCCACCACGUGAGUGGUACCUGUGUGGAGGGGUGCGCAGCUGGCUUUCAAGGGCAGCUUUGUAAAACGAAAUGUUUGCCGGGAACAUUUGAUAGAAACUGUAAAGGGAAUUGCUCUCAAAAUUGUCGAAUACCUGGACAAUGUUAUGCAAGAACGGGGGCGUGUAAAGGGGGAUGCCAGCCUGGAUGGGAGGGGCCACAAUGUGAAACGGUUUGCAAAAGGAAGUACGGUGAGAAGUGUUCCAAAGUGUGUAAAUUUUGUCGGAAUUCUGCCUGUGAUCCUGUGGAUGGAUUCUGUCUACAGGGAUGUACCGAGGGUUAUCAGGGACCUCUCUGCAACGAAGUAUGUAAUGCUGGAUUUUAUGGCAAUAAUUGUAAAAAAGAGUGCAGCCUCUUCUGCAAGACAUCACGUGACUACCAUCACGUGACCGGAAAUUGUAAAGACAGAUGUAUAGGAGGGUGGCGGAAUGCAGAGUGUUUGCAAAGUACGUAUCUUAUCCUAGCUAUAAAACGAUACUAA
Molecule: messenger RNA, 1281 nt
Organism: Saccostrea cuccullata (small rock oyster)
Lineage: Eukaryota; Metazoa; Mollusca; Bivalvia; Ostreida; Ostreidae
Product: scavenger receptor class F member 1-like
Exons: 8
Coding region: 1-1281 (426 amino acids)
Molecular function (GO): scavenger receptor activity
Source: RefSeq, a predicted model, not a curated record